AUAUUACAUAUGAACAACCAACCUUCAAUUAAAGAUAGAUCAAUAAUACUACAAGCCAAAUACAUAAUUAGAACAUUACAACUUCCUGUUGAUACCUUGAUAAAAAAAUUACUGCUUCAUUUACUAACAUCUGCAAGCCGCUUACGAUGA
Molecule: messenger RNA, 150 nt
Organism: Cokeromyces recurvatus
Lineage: Eukaryota; Fungi; Mucoromycota; Mucoromycetes; Mucorales; Mucoraceae
Exons: 1
Source: RefSeq, a predicted model, not a curated record